AUGGCUGAAGUUGUUAAUGGUCCUUGUGAAAGUAGCCAAAGGCGGUUCGCCCAUCUCACCAACAAUCCAGCCGCAAGACGAGCUGAGAUGAAAACAGGACUGCUACAAAUUAUUUAUGCUAAUCCUUUUGCAGGUUUGGAUCAUGAAGAUCCAUACACUCACAUCACCCGAUUCUACGAAUUAGCUGGUACAUUAGGUGCACCAGAAGCUGAAGAGGAAGCCCUAUUGCCACGUUCACACCAAUUUUCAAAUGAAACUUUGUGUGAAGCCUGGGAACGCUAUAAAUCCAUGCUACGAAAGUGUCCAAACCACGGUUUCGAUGACAUGUCACAAAUCCACAUUUUCCAUAAUGGAUUAUUACCUCAACCGAAGCUUUUACUUGACGCAACAGCUGGAGGUUCCUUGAUAGCAAAAAGUGCAGCAGAAGCAAUUUCAAUCAUUGAUAGGAUGGCUCUCACAGAUCACCAAGUUCAACACAAUCGAGGUACCGUCCAAAAGAAGCCUGGAGUUUUGGAAUUGGGUACAAAUGAUGCAAUCCUAGCACAAAACAAACUGCUCACUCAAACCGUAGAGGAAUUGACAAAACAGCUGUCCAAGCUUCCUCAACAACUCAAAGAUGUGCACGGUUCAUCAAACGCAUCACAACAAGUAGCUUUUUGUGAACUUUGUACGGGUGAUCAUCCAACUGGUUUCUGUCCCCCCGAUCAACGAAGAGGUAAAAUAUAUGGGAAAUCAACAACAAAGGCAAGUUCCGUAAAUCAAGGUUAUCCAUACAACAACAACGCAAGCUAUGGCCAAAAUCGACCGAAUCAGUACCAAAGUUACACGCAACCAGAUAAGCUUUCAAAGAUCAAGGAUACCUUGAAUCAAUUCAUGCAAUUGUCCAUGGCAAACCAGAAAAACACUGAUGCGUCAAUUAGAAAUCUUGAAACGCAAGUUGGGCAAAUUGCGAAGCAACUAAGUGAGCAACAAAGAGUACGUUUUCUGCCACCACUCAAGUUAAUCCCAAGGAAAGUUGUAACGCAAUCACGACAAAAGGUAGUGACAUUGUUCAAGACAAAGUUGGGGAGAAUUCAAAAGGUAUAG
This is a messenger RNA of Vicia villosa (hairy vetch), 1086 nucleotides long. RefSeq lists its product as uncharacterized. Bases 1 to 1086 code for a protein of 361 amino acids. The record is from RefSeq and is a predicted model, not a curated record. The transcript has 2 exons. NCBI's taxonomy places the organism in Eukaryota, Viridiplantae, Streptophyta, Magnoliopsida, Fabales, Fabaceae.